AUGGUUGCUUCUGCUUCUGCACCUCCAGAGGAAGCCACUGAUGUCACUGGUUGUCCUGCGACUACUACUACGAGUGGUGGCAGUGGCGGCAAUGGCGGCAAUGGCAAUGGACAUGUGCUUGACGUGAAGCCAGCUUAUCAGUACCAGAAAGAUGCCACUCUUUCACAGAUCUUUGGUGGGCAUGUAACUCCUGGACGAGAACUUCUGGACGUUAUCAUGAAAACAUACAAGGUGCCUUCGAACAAGACGCUACCUUGGUAUCAGGGAGCUCAACGCACAAUAGCUCGCCAUCCUCUCAACAGUCGUCGGCAGCAGACUGUGCUGACUGCCUACACAAAAUCGGUACAACAAAAAGGAAUAGUACGAGGAGUGCGGGGAGAGUGCUGGCUACAGGCACCCAACACGGAGGAAGGAGAGAUGAGCUAUUUGGCAUUGACAUUUGCCACGCUGUCAGAAGCCUUUUAUCAGGCAAAUGAAGCACCCGAUCGCGAAGACUAUCCGAACUUGCUGACCACUGCCAAGUACGGCUUGGACGUGCUCAUUUUUGACCACCGAACACCCCAGUCAGUUCUGCAGUUCUUGAUCACAUACCACAAUGCGUUUCAUCAAGGAGCGGAGACCUCCUUUAUGGAGAUGAUCAUGAAGGUACCAGAGGUGGAGAAGGCGUGGGCGAACUACAAAGUCGCAAACGGAAUCUCCUCGCGACAGAGUGACUACGAAUCCAAAUAUCGCGAGAUGUUGACAAGUCAGUUUCCGGCCACUUGGACUUCCUUCAGGCAUUUCGAGGCGACCAGACAGGUAUACAAUGUGCUGAGCAAGCUCAACUGCUUGGUUGAACUGAAGACAUUCAUCUCGGACCAUUGUGACUUCUUGCACAACGAGCUGACUCAUGAUACAGUAGUCUUCGUGAUGAAAGAAGUCUUGACAGCCCUUCCGACCGUCUUCAACAUCAUGGCAGAUUCUGAAAAGCAAGCACUCUGCCUUGAAGCUCUCUACAUGUGUGUUCCUUUGAACAUUUCCGAGAUUCCAUGGUUGCUACGGAGGUCGGCAAGUGCUGGUCAAGAGAUCGCACUUGUUCUCACCGCUGUCGAUGGGAAGGUUUUUGAAACACAGCGGAAGAUGCGGGUUCAGAAGGAGAAACGAAAAGGGCAAAAGAACCCGCAGCAGGUUCUGAGUGAGAACUUGGUUGCCAAAAAAGCGAAGGAGGAGAAAGCUGCCAUUGCCGCUGCCAAAGCUAAGGCUAAGGGCAAGUGCAAACCCAAGGCAGCUGCAGCCAAAAACAAUCUGAAUGAGGAGCUAGCCGAUGACACCACGAAGGAAUCUCAAUCUGUCACCUUGACUGAUACAGGUGGAAUUGCUGUGUCACGCCCGAAGCUGUUUGCAGACUGCUUAGUGCUGUGCAUCAGAUCUGCGAUCACGGCAGCCAGGACAAAGUACGGACUUGCCCAAGGUGUGGAAGAGGAAUCAUUGGUUCCCGAUUCAGCCGCGGAUCCAAUCAAGUACACUGAUGCGGAGAUCAAUAUCAUCAGACCUGCUGUUCGAGCUGGCUUGAUCUUCGCAAUCCAGGGUUCUCACAUGUUCAACGGCAAAGUAUACAAGAAGUGGUCUGCCUUGCGGCCAGCCCUGCAGUGUCAUCUCAUGGAAGCCUACAAGAAGGCCAGCUGA
Durusdinium trenchii is the source of this 1665-nucleotide messenger RNA. The record is from the annotation of a GenBank genome assembly. Lineage: Eukaryota; Dinophyceae; Suessiales; Symbiodiniaceae.